This is a messenger RNA of Eufriesea mexicana, 3231 nucleotides long. RefSeq names its product Smg5 nonsense mediated mRNA decay factor (gene Smg5). Gene Ontology annotation, cellular component: telomerase holoenzyme complex. The record is from RefSeq and is a predicted model, not a curated record. The transcript has 8 exons. The coding region runs from base 189 to 3215 and encodes 1008 amino acids. Gene Ontology annotation, biological process: nuclear-transcribed mRNA catabolic process, nonsense-mediated decay. NCBI's taxonomy places the organism in Eukaryota, Metazoa, Arthropoda, Insecta, Hymenoptera, Apidae. Gene Ontology annotation, molecular function: protein binding; telomeric repeat DNA binding; telomerase RNA binding.
AAGCAAACCGUAUGUACGUGUACGUACAUUUAAUUGUGGUGAGCUCCGCAGUUCGUGGGAGGUUUCUAGAGGUAGACGAGGGCGAAUGUCGAAUUUUCUUACCGUGGGACGGAGAUGCGCGUGUCAAGAGACCGCGGGAAAAUGAAUAAUGACGAAGUGGCCAAAAAGUGAAAAAUGAUCAAAGCAAAAUGAGGAGGACAUAUAACACUGCAGCAGAUGUCCGAACAACUGAUGGACUUGAACAAACAAGACGUUUGCACAAGGGUAUAACAGAUAUUGCCAAAAGAUUAGAUGAACAAAAAAACCAUGCAUUAACAAUAAGAGAUUUAUUUACCCCUUCAGGGGAAACAUUACGGGUGAAGCUUAAAGAUUAUUGUGUAAGAUUAAUAACUAAAGAUCCUGUUGAGUAUGCACGUAAAACUGAAGAGUUAUUAUGGAGAAAAGCAUUUUACGAUAUUGUUUAUGCAUCUAAAAAAUUACGAAAGGAUAAUGCAUGGACUGAAACAGAAAAAGCAAUGUUAUCUGUUCAUCUGGCAGUAGGGAUUGGAUUUUAUCAUCAUUUAAUACUAAAACUGCAAUUAGAAUAUGGUUUAGAUCUAGUUGGUACUAUUGAUUUUGCAUUUACACAUAAUGUAACAGGAUUAUCAAGUGCAAAAAGUAAAACCAGUCAAUCUAAACAUACCGAAGAAGUGAAACAGUGUGUUAUGCGCUUAAUUCAUAGAAGUUUGGUAUGCCUUGGAGAUUUAGCUAGAUAUAAAUUAGAAAUAGAUCCAUAUUGGGAUCCAAUGAUAGCAAAGAGGUAUUAUAAAAUGGCUAUAACGAUUGAUCCAAAUAUUGGAAUGCCACAUAAUCAAUUGGGCACUAUAGCGGGCAAUAAAAAUUAUGGUCUUGAUGCAGUAUAUCACUACAUGAGAUGCAUUUUAUGUUCUGAACCAUUUGAAGGAGCAGAAGGGAAUUUAAAAAGAGCCAUUGUCACACACUCUAUUUGUACUGAUGAGAAGUGUUCUACAUAUGUAUGUGUUUCAAGAUUGUUUUCCUUAUUACAAUUAUGGGAUUAUGAUGUACCAAAUUCUGAUCGAAUAAAUCACGAAUGUCAGGAUCUUUUAACUAAUAUCGAAAAUUGCUUGAGUGCAGAACAACCUGAAUCAAAUGAUAUAAAUUCCAAUGAAAAAGAGAGUAAUAUUGAAAUAUACCUUCAAAAUUGUAAAAAUGAACAAACGAAUUAUUUGACAGAUGAUAUGAUAUUUAAAAUUGUGGCUAUAUGUUUAAUGUCUAUGUCAAGAUUAAAAAGUAAAGAAUCUAGCGAGGCGCAAGGCGUUAUCGCUAUAACUUUAGCAAUAUUGUCUCAAUUAAUACAAUUUACAAUAACUAGAUUACAAGAAUCUUUUAUAGAUUUAUCAUUACCCAAUAUGGGACUAUCAAAUUUGAAAGAUAAUGACUGUAAUACUGAGUCAGUGAAUAUUGAAGAAAAGAGUAACGCUAUACAACAAAUAAAUUCGAAUGAAAGUAACGAAUGUAAGAUUAUAAAUGAUAGCCAAACAUCUUCCGAAAAGGAAUGUAUGGAAAACAACGGAGACAUUCAAAAUAGCUCACGAAAAACUCGAGAUAAAACUAAAAGUUUGCUCACUAAACUUCGAAGACGAAAACGGAGAAACAGUAGUGAUUCAGAUGCAAGUGAUAUUGAUCACACAGCUAUGGAAUCCUCUAGUGAUGACAUAAAUUCUGAUGUUUCUGAAACAGAGGACGACAUAUUAAGUGAAGAAAAUGUGUUAUCAGAAGAUGCAUUAUCUGAAGACAUUACAGAUGACGAAGGCGUAUCGAAACAAGUAAAUCAACAAAAUACAGACAGUACUGAAAUAAAAAAGAUGAAUGGACAUGUAGAAAUGAAAAGAAAAAGUGAAAUAUCUGAUAUAGUCAACAAUCAUGUACAAAAUGGUCAACAAAAAACUGAUGACCAAGUGGAGAAAAAAGUCAGUGAUAAAGAUUCGAUAAUUAAUUCUGGAAAUACAGAAACAACUAAUACAAAUAGCACAUUCGAUGAAAAUAGUGCAUCAUCGGAUAGAGUAAUAUACAUUGCUCAACUAAAAAAGCAAGAUUUAAAACCAAAUGACGUACUAAACAUUAUAACGGGAAAAGAAAUACUGGCAUCCAUUAAAAUAUGUUGCGAUUGGUUGAAAAGUAAUCCAGAAAUUAUACGUAUAUGUGGGAAAAGUUCACGCACUUUAUUAAAACGCGUUACAAUUUUAUUGAAUUUGAUUAGUAUUGAUACAGAAAUGCUCUUGAAAAAUUGCAAAGAUGAUAGUAUAAUUUUAUCAAGUUUAGAUAAAUUGAAAAAAUGCGUUAAGAUAGUUCCAUUACCAGAAGAUAUAGAUUUGAGAGGAUUAAAUCUUUUAGAAGAUGCUCAGAAAUCUUUGGAUUGGAAGAUACUGCAUAAGCAUAAGAUGAAUAAGGAAGAAGAAACUCUAUUGAGAGCAUUAAAAUUAAUCGAAUUUGGUCAUUUUCUUAGUUCCGUUGAUGAUGCUGGGGUAAAAUAUGAACAAACGAAGCAAUUAUUUAUAACGAUUGAUUUGAACACUUCAAACACAAAGGGUAGUAGUAAAGGUUGGGAAAUGGAUCAUUCACGCGGAAAGUUAAUGAGACAUAUGGGAAAAUUAUGGUUGAAGGCAGAAGUUUGUGCUUUGGAGACUCGUUUAAGAUCUAAAUUUAUGUCUCCUUACUUGGUACCUGAUCAUGAGGUUUUAUCCAAACAUACACCAGCUUUAAAGCGAUUGGUUUAUGCUAAAAAGUUUAUUGUUGUGAUUCCUAGCGUUGUUGUUUCUGCUUUGGAUGAAGUCAAACGUAUUAGUGGUCGAGCAAGAGAAGCAACACGUUGGUUAGAAGCUCAGUUGAAACGUGGUUCGAGGUUUCUACGGGCUCAAAGACCUCACGAACGUUUAGCACUACCGUUCAUUAAAGGGCCAAGGCCAAAGGAUAAAGAAGCAUGGUUAUUCUUUCAGAUAAUAGAGUGUUGCCAUUAUCUUACUCAACAAACAAAAGUUGGUAUAACAAAUGAUGCAGAAACACCAGUUGUGACAUUAUUGACUGGUUGUAAUCCAGAUGAUAAAAGAGUCCUCACUUUUAGCCCAGAAGGAUUGGCAAAGAGUGCAGGCGUCAAUAUCGAAUAUAUUGAGUCAUUUCACACAAAGUGGAAGGCAUCAAGUAAAAGUCACGGUUGAACAUAUUGGGUUAAUG